Messenger RNA from Didymodactylos carnosus, 684 nucleotides. NCBI's taxonomy places the organism in Eukaryota, Metazoa, Rotifera, Eurotatoria, Philodinida, Philodinidae. The record is from the annotation of a GenBank genome assembly.
AUGGACAAUGUAGUGAUGAGUGAACUGAAAUUAACUGGCGAAGUUAGUAAAAUCGAUAAAAGUAUCGAUCGUAUGCAUACCUGUCCAUUAUUGUUACGAGUAUUUUGUAGUAAUCAUAGACAUCAUAUAUCAAGUGAAUAUGAACAAGGUAACACGCCUGAGAAUGAACUUCAAAUAUAUACGUGGAUGGAUGCCACACUAUCUGAAUUGACAUCAUUAAUUAAAGAAGUCAAUCCUGAUGCCCGACGUAAAGGUACACAGUUUUCGUUUUCAAUCGUUUAUCCAGAAGAACAUUAUCAACGUUAUCGUAUACAAGAAAUUGGUGUCACUGAACAAGGAGUUAAACGGUCAGACGAUAAUAUUCCAUUGUCAGCUAAACGAUUUACUGUCGGCGAUUAUUUAGAUGUUGCUAUUAUUCAUGGCGGUGGGAAUGAUCGACGAAUACAUAACAAUAAUAGUAAUAAUAAUUCACGCGAUGAAACAAAUAAUCGAGAUGGAAUGGGACGCGGUAGUGGCUAUCGCGGCGGGAGAGGUAAUCGUGGAAUCAUGAACGAUCGAGAUCGUGAUAAUGUUGGCAACAAUAGUAAUGAUCGAUCGGAACGACAACGCGAUAGAGGCGAUGAACGAAGUGGCGUUGGGCCAAUGAUGAGACAACCGAAAGAUCAUCGAGAUCGGCCUUAUUAA